Amborella trichopoda is the source of this 969-nucleotide messenger RNA. Its product is annotated as protein SMALL AUXIN UP-REGULATED RNA 12. Gene Ontology annotation, biological process: response to auxin. Lineage: Eukaryota; Viridiplantae; Streptophyta; Magnoliopsida; Amborellales; Amborellaceae. The record is from RefSeq and is a predicted model, not a curated record.
CUUUCCUCAUCCUCCUGCCUCUCGCCUUUGCCUUUGCCUUUGCCUCUGCCUCUGCUGCUUCUCUCUCACUCUACUCUGAAACUUGCCUAUUUUCCUCAUAUCUCUUUACUGCUCUUUCUCUCUAAGCUUUUUCUAUAUCUUUUGCCUCAUUCCUGCUGUUUCUCUCUAAGCUUUUUCCAUAUCUUUUGACUUCUGUAUUUUGAUAAUCUUGUGUUUCUUUGAAAUUUCCUAUGUUUUAGUUCUGUGUAGUUUCCGCCCUCUCUGUCUUCACUCACCAUUUUCAUUGUUUUCGUUCUUUCUCGUUUUUCUUGUGUCCUUCUAGUUUCUCUCCCUCUAACUCUGGAACUACCCAUCUUUGUAGUUUUUCUAAUUGGGUCGGUCAUCAUAUUUGGCAAUGGCGGUGAGGAAAGGGACCAAGCUUCCACAAACUGCCGGCCUCAAACAGAUCCUGAAACGGUGCUCGUCGAGCUUGGGGAGGAAACAGAGGCCUGAUUCUGAUGAAAGUUCGGGAGAAUUUGGUUUUUAUGGCGAUGUUCCAAAGGGACAUUUCCCGGUUUAUGUCGGAGAGAAGCGCAUUCGCUUCGUGGUUCCUAUUUCUUGCUUAAAUGAUCCUCAGUUUCAGUCACUCUUGCAGAGAGCAGAAGAAGAAUUCGGAUUCGAUCAUGAUAUGGGAAUCACCAUUCCUUGUGAGGAAAUGGUUUUUCGUUCUCUGACCUCUUCCAUCCUCAGAUGAGAGAAAAAGCGAAAGAGAGAGACUAAUUGCUCGUGUGAUUUUGGCUGGAGGCCCCCCAUUGUAUGAGGGCAGGUAGUAGCCACUGUACAUUUUUAUUGCAGCUUGAGAUGGUGCGAUGCACUCCUCCUUGAAAAAAUAUUGGAUCAAGGAGUUUUUCCUCAAGAUUUUUGUAAUAUAUUUCCAUUCCUGGAAUUUUCUCUCUCUAACUUUAUGUGAAUGUAUAUAAUUUUGUGAAU